Aegilops tauschii subsp. strangulata is the source of this 1176-nucleotide messenger RNA. RefSeq lists its product as uncharacterized. The record is from RefSeq and is a predicted model, not a curated record. NCBI's taxonomy places the organism in Eukaryota, Viridiplantae, Streptophyta, Magnoliopsida, Poales, Poaceae.
AUGGCCUCCAAGUCCUCCAGCCUCCGCCGCCGGCCGGCCUUGACCCCUCCACCCCGCACCCGCACCCGCACCCGCGCACCCGACUGGAGGGACUGGGCGGGCAGACACAAGACCAAGGCGAAGCAGAUCGCGGGGCACGCGCUGGCGAACGACGUCGCGGACUACCUUCAGUUCCGCGCGGCAUGCGCGGCGUGGAGGGAAAACACCGAUGAGGAUGGCCCCAAGAAGCACAGCGUGCUCGACCAGCGCUUCCACCCGCGCCGCUGGAUCCUGCUGCCGAACGGGAGCAGCACCUAUGUCGCCGACGACGACAGCCGUGAUCGGCACAGCAUGGUGAACCUGUCCCGCGGGACCAAGAUCGCCGUGGACCUACCUCUCCUCCAGGGCCACACCGUUGCCAUCGGGUGCGGCGGCUCCCCCGGCGGCGUCCUCGUGCUCGUGCACGCGGAGACCCUCGUCGUGCGGCUUCUGAACCCGCUCACCGGGCAGCGCGUCGACCUCGCUUCCGUCGCUCCCGUGCUGAGCGGCCAGCGCAUGGGAUACCGCGACAAGGACUUCUCGCGCAGGUGCAAAGUGCUAGGAGCCGGGUUCGCGGGCGACUCCACGGUGGUGCUCCAUUUCGGGUGGGACAACAAGCUCGUCUCCUUCAAGAUCGGCGGCGGCGAUCACUGGGAGAUUAUCAGCGAAGGCGAUAUUUACUGCUCGGCCUUCCCGUUCCGCGGCAAGGUCUACUUCGCCGACAAGGGGAGGGAAGGGCUCAUGGUCGUGGACGCCGAGGCCACACCACCCAAUCUGGUGCUAGCUGCAAGAUGGCCGACGAAGCGGCUCAAGUUCUGGUUCGCGUACAUGGCCGACAGCUCCGGCGUGCUUCUGGUGCUGACCAACAAGGUCAAUUACCAGGGGGGACAGGGGCAGGACGAUGAUUACACGGUAAAGUUCGACUUAUUCCUGCUGGACGCGGACGCCGGGAAGCUGAUCCGGGUGAAGGACCUCGGCCAGCGCGCCAUGUUCGUCGGUGAUUACUCCGGCGCGUUCGUCGUGUCUGCCGAAGGUAACGUCGUCCCCAACGCCAUAUACUUCCAUCACGACCUGCACCAGAAACUUUUAGUGCGUGGUCUGUCUGAUGGAAGAACCAGGCCAAUGACUGAAGCCAGGGCGGCUUCAUCGACGAUCUGA